Messenger RNA from Pyricularia oryzae 70-15, 231 nucleotides. RefSeq lists its product as uncharacterized. Bases 1 to 231 code for a protein of 76 amino acids. The record is from RefSeq and is a predicted model, not a curated record. The transcript is spliced from 4 exons. NCBI's taxonomy places the organism in Eukaryota, Fungi, Ascomycota, Sordariomycetes, Magnaporthales, Pyriculariaceae.
AUGUCUGCAAUAUCCGGGACUAAGCUUUCCGCUCUUGGCAGAAGGCCAACGGAGCUCGCCAGCCGAGUGGGACCAACACACCAGCCGUCCGAGAUUGUGCACAUAUCCGGGCGCAAAAGAGACGAAUGCGCGAGGAAGCAGCGGAAUAUCCACGUGGCGGGGAUCAACCUGCUCAACCGGAGGUCGAGGGCGAAGCGCAUCAUCCAUAGUUUUGAGAACGUUGUGAGCUAG